UAUAUUUUUUGAUACAACUCUCAAAAUGAAUUAAAUACGUUAUUAGUAGGUACUAUACGUAAUUUAGUGAUAUAUUUAUUAAUAAUUUUAUUGUUUAAUUGUCAUAAUGGGUGCAGUAAACGUCAUAAUUUCCGUAUUAAUAAGUUACGCACUUAUUGCGAUUAUCUCGCGAGAACGAUAAAUUUUCGAUAUCAUUGACAUUAGCAAGGUAAAUGUCAAGGGUUUGUCCGCAAAAGUUGAUGUUUUAUUCAAAUACUCGGCGCAUUGAAAUUUUUAUGGCUUCUAGAAACAUUUUUCGUUAAAUUAGUUUCUGAUGACGUCAAUCUGAACGUAAAUUCGGAAAGAGUUUAUAAGGGGGCUCAAAAACCAAUCCAUUUUCUGAUUUAAAAUGGUUAAAAACGAUCCUGAAUCUAUUCAGUUGAGGUUGUUUUCCAAUCAGUUAGCUAUGCCGAAACUGGACGGAUUUGCCAGGUCCGGAUCUAAAAAGAAUGGCUCUUCAUCACCGUUAGAAAAGGACGAAGAACAAACGAUAGAAAUACCACCCGAUAUUCAGUUAUAUGCGAAUCAAGUAGCUGGCCAUGGACACGAAGGGGAAUCCUACGGACUUUUAAAACAGGACGAUAAGGUCCUGAAGCCCCUAACGAAACCCGCGAAUGGUGAGAGGGAAAUAAGUUUCUACGAAGAAUUAGAAAAAACUGGUGACGAUGUUCUGUUGGAACUGAAACAAUUCGUACCGAAAUAUUUCGGUACGAAGAUGGUCAGCAUAAAUGGCAAAGAUGUGCAAUGUAUCGUCCUGGAGGAUCUCAUUAAAAAUUUUAAGGACCCUUGCAUUAUGGACGUCAAAAUCGGGAGACGAUGUUGGGACCCUUCGGCUUCCUAUGAGAAGGUCAUACGAGAAAAUGAAAAGUACCACGAAAGCAGGAGAGAUCUGGGAUUCUGCAUACCGGGAUUCCAAGUUUACAAAAUAUCCAAUGGACGUCUGUGUCGUUACGGGAAGGACUACGGAAAAAAAUUGAACAAAGAUACAACGCAAGACGAAAGGGGUCGUUCAAGUGAAAGAGAUAGGGACAGAGAUCGUCGUAGAAGAUCCCGUUCGCGGGAACACAGAAGACGAUCUCGUUCAAGGAGUCGUGACCGGCGUAGAAGAAGUAGAUCGGGAUCCCGUCAUAAAAGUUUCUCUCGUCGUCGUAAGCCAUCUCUAUAUUGGGAUGUGCCUCCUCCAGGUUUUGAACAUAUCACACCUCUUCAGUAUAAGGCUAUGCAGGCCGCCGGACAAAUUCCUGCAAAUAUCGUUGCAGAUACUCCACAAGCUGCAGUUCCUGUUGUCGGUUCCACCAUUACAAGGCAGGCAAGACGUUUGUAUGUGGGCAACAUUCCCUUUGGUGUGACAGAGGAAGAGAUGAUGGAGUUUUUCAAUCAGCAGAUGCAUUUGAGUGGACUGGCCCAGGCUGCUGGCAAUCCUGUCCUUGCAUGUCAGAUAAAUUUGGAUAAAAAUUUUGCUUUUUUAGAGUUUAGGUCUAUUGAUGAAACAACACAGGCAAUGGCAUUUGAUGGAAUCAAUUUUAAAGGUCAAAGUUUGAAAAUUCGAAGGCCUCACGAUUACCAACCUAUGCCAGGUAUGUCAGAAACAUCAAUUACAGUUCCUGCAGGGGUAAUAAGUACUGUAGUGCCUGAUUCGCCCCACAAAAUAUUCAUCGGGGGACUUCCCAAUUAUCUGAACGAAGAUCAGGUAAAAGAAUUGUUAAUGUCGUUCGGGCAGCUUAGGGCCUUCAAUUUGGUCAAAGACUCUGCAACAGGAUUGAGUAAGGGAUACGCUUUUGCAGAAUACAUUGACAUCACUAUGACUGACCAGGCCAUAGCAGGUUUAAAUGGAAUGCAGUUGGGUGACAAGAAGCUGAUAGUUCAGAGGGCAAGUGUCGGGGCAAAGAACGCCACUGUUUUGCCAAGUGUUCAGAUCCAAGUGCCUGGACUCAGUCUCGUGGGGGCUUCUGGACCGGCCACAGAAGUUCUUUGCCUUCUUAAUAUGGUGACUCCCGACGAAUUAAAGGACGAAGAAGAGUAUGAAGAUAUCCUUGAGGACAUUAAGGAGGAAUGUAAUAAACAUGGAGUAGUCAGGAGCAUAGAAAUACCGAGGCCAAUAGAAGGAGUUGAUGUUCCUGGAUGUGGAAAGGUAUUUGUCGAAUUCAACUCUGUCUUGGACUGUCAAAAGGCACAGCAAGCCCUCACUGGUCGAAAGUUUAGUAACAGGGUUGUUGUUACUUCCUACUUCGAUCCAGACAAGUAUCAUCGAAGGGAGUUUUAAACAACUCUGCUUUAUACUGUUUUUAUUUUUCUGUUAUGAAAAGUAUAGAAAGAGAGAUAUACAAACAACUUGAUAAUUAGGUUAAACAUGAAUAAUUUUAAAUAUUGGUAUAUAAUAGUAUUAACUACGACAUGAAAUAGCAAGUUAGAGCUCGAUCGCGAUUCAUAUCUUACAUUUUGACGGUACCAGAUAAAACUUUUAAAACAAUAUUUUUUUUUGUGACGAAAUUGUUUGAUGUUUUUUGUGGCCAUUAAAGACGGAUACUUCUUUUUUA
Molecule: messenger RNA, 2576 nt
Organism: Agrilus planipennis (emerald ash borer)
Lineage: Eukaryota; Metazoa; Arthropoda; Insecta; Coleoptera; Buprestidae
Gene: U2af50
Product: splicing factor U2AF 50 kDa subunit
Exons: 11
Coding region: 389-2302 (637 amino acids)
Biological process (GO): mRNA processing; inositol phosphate biosynthetic process
Cellular component (GO): nucleus; U2AF complex; U2-type prespliceosome
Molecular function (GO): kinase activity; pre-mRNA 3'-splice site binding; poly-pyrimidine tract binding
Source: RefSeq, a predicted model, not a curated record